AUGUCGCAACAACCGUCCACACCAGUCAAGGUGCCCUCCUCGGCUGCAAACAACACACCAGCCACCCUGGAUCCAGAUCUGCGCUCGCAAAUAAACACCGUCCUCCUGCGCGACGGCCAUGUCACAAAAAUCCAAGAAGCCCUCCUCCACGCCCUCAACUCCAACUCAACAAACUGGCCGACCCAGAUCCAAACCCACGCCCUCACCCUCCUCCGCUCCGGCGAAAUAACAACCUACCCAGCCCUCCUGCGCCGCGUCCUCGACGACGUCCGCGAAGCAUCCUCCUCAACCUCAUCAUCCACAAACGGCAAAACCCCCAACGGAGACGCCAAAAAGGUCAACGGCUCAACCACACCCUCCGAUAAACCAAACCUAGCUGUUCCAGAUGCCGUCAUCGAAGAAGCCCUCCGUGUCACGAGGGAGAGCCUAGAAGCAGUCUGUGAGAUUGACGACCACGGAGCAAGUUGA
Pochonia chlamydosporia 170 is the source of this 468-nucleotide messenger RNA. RefSeq lists its product as hypothetical. The record is from RefSeq and is a predicted model, not a curated record. NCBI's taxonomy places the organism in Eukaryota, Fungi, Ascomycota, Sordariomycetes, Hypocreales, Clavicipitaceae. The transcript is spliced from 2 exons. Bases 1 to 468 code for a protein of 155 amino acids.